AACAGGCCCUGGCGACCGACACCCAAGACACCAGCAAGAGGCCCGCCCGCUCCCCGCCGCUCGACUUUCUCGGCCAUCGCCCUCCCGCACUGCGAGCCUCGCCGCAAUGACAAAAGAGUCCCGAAGAAUCAGCGCCCUCAUGACGCUGCCCGCAGCCGAGCCAGACUCGUACUUCGAGGAAACCGCGCCGCCAAGGACCCUGAGCGACCUCGAGGAUAAAGUUGCCAAAUUCAUCCAGAUCCAUCGACUGAUCCCGGGCCGCAAAGUUGUCCUGGUCACCUCUGGAGGAACCACGGUCCCGCUGGAGACCCAGACGGUGCGGUUCCUGGACAACUUCAGCGCCGGAACCCGAGGCGCAACCUCGGCCGAAUAUUUCCUUGCGGCCGGAUACGCCGUUAUCUUUUUCCACCGCCAGUUCAGUCUCCAGCCCUACAGCCGCCACUACUCGCACUCCACGAAUUGUUUCCUGGACUUUAUGGACGUCAAUGAAAGCGGGGAUUUGACUGUCAACCACAAGUACACCAGCAAGAUGAAGCAGGUUCUGAUGCAGUACCGCAAGGCCAAAGAGGAAUCGCUGCUGCUGAUGAUCAACUUUACAACCGUGCGCGAGUAUCUGUUUGGGCUGAGGUCCAUUACCCGUAUCAUGGCGCCGCUGCGACACAACGCCAUGUUUUACCUGGCCGCUGCCGUCAGUGACUUUUUCAUUCCGGAAAACAAGAUGGUUGAGCACAAGAUCCAGUCCAGCGGCGGCGGGCUAUCUCUGGAGCUCGAGCAAGUGCCCAAGAUCAUUAGACCGCUCGUGAAGGAGUGGGCACCGGAAGGCUUCAUCAUCUCGUUCAAGCUCGAAACCGACCCGUCGCUCUUGUCGGAAAAAGCCACCAAGUCGCUCAACACGUAUGGUCACCAGGUCGUCAUCGGAAACAUCCUUACGACUCGCAAGCGGAUCGUUACGCUGUUCUUCCGGCCCGAAGACGCACCUGGGCCCCUGGACAUUGUCAUGAGCGAUGAGGAGCUGAAGCAGGAGCAAGAGAUCGAGAUGAAGAUCAUUCCGGAGCUGGUCCACUGCCACGACGCGUGGAUUACCAAAUCGCAGGCUUUCUCGAAUUGAACAUGCGCCGCGACCAGAUUCGAUGAACCGCCAGCAAUGAAUUGCCAUCGCGGGGUUGCAUACCGCUGGCGAAACUAAAAAGUUGGUGAUACAACACUAGAUUAUGUCCGAGUCCGAUACGCCGCCUCUGCCGGGCAGCGCUGAUCCGCAAAAGCGAAACUGUGAGCUGAGCACGAGCAGUGGCGAUGGAUGCCCGUC
Messenger RNA from Polychytrium aggregatum, 1306 nucleotides. Its product is annotated as DNA/pantothenate metabolism flavoprotein. Gene Ontology annotation, cellular component: cytoplasm; nucleus. Gene Ontology annotation, biological process: coenzyme A biosynthetic process. The record is from RefSeq and is a predicted model, not a curated record. The transcript has 5 exons. The coding region runs from base 107 to 1108 and encodes 333 amino acids. Gene Ontology annotation, molecular function: phosphopantothenate--cysteine ligase activity. NCBI's taxonomy places the organism in Eukaryota, Fungi, Chytridiomycota, Chytridiomycetes, Polychytriales.